AUGCUACAAGGAACCUUUGAAGAGUGUCCUAGAGAAAACUGUUCAAGGUUGGCGAGAUGGUUGGCCACAUUCCUGGCUGCCUGGUUUGGCCUGCGUUUGCUUCACUCAUACGAGGGCAGGGCAUAUACAGAAACGGUGCCGCCGAAGGAGGGCUCGCCGUCUGAUGCCGAACCACAGACAGUCAAGUUCGCUGGUCGAACAAUGGAUCUGACCCUGUUUGCUGUCACUCGAGCCCUCGACGUUGUUGUUGGUGACAUUUGGGCAAGACACAAAGCACGACGCUUGGCUCAAAACAAGUGGACAAAGGCCGAGCGAUUCGUUUCCAAAUUCGUUGACCCCCUGGUUUUUGCUGCCUCCUCAGGCCUUGUCAUGUGGGCUUGGUUCUACCAUCCCAAACGUCUUCCCCGGAGCUACAACAAAUGGAUCACUUCGGCUGCUUCUGUGGAUCUGCGUCUCAUCGAAGCUCUUCGCCGUUGCCAUUCCGGUGAAUUCCAGUAUGGUAAGGAGACUGGACAGGCACAUCUUCUUCAAGGCAUGUGCGUUGACUACGAAUGGCCUCUUGCUUGGGGAGAUCCUGCUGUCGUUGUACCCAUUCCAUGUCAAAUGGUUCACAUGUCAAGCGGACCUUCAUGCGAGUACCAUGCCAUCAGUCGUUUCUUUCGCGCAUUUAAGUGGUCAAUGGCUACAUACUUGCCCCUGACACUUGCCCUCGCUCUCCGUAACCCGUCUCGUAAAGCCCUGCGUCGAGCCAUUGUCUCAUCCUGCCGCUCAUCUAGUUUUCUCGCAACAUUCAUCACCCUCUUCUACUAUGGGGUCUGUCUCAGCCGAACACGCAUAGGACCCCAGCUCCCGGGAGGCACAACAAUCGAGCGUCGUCAACACAUGGACAGUGGAGUUUGUGUCGGCACAGGCUGUUUGCUAUGUGGUUGGAGUAUCUUGAUUGAGACUGAAGGCCGAAGGAAAGAUAUUGCGUUGUUCGUGGCCCCACGUGCCCUAGCUACAGUUCUACCUCGACGGUAUUCGCUUGACAAGGAGUGGCGAGAGAGGCUUGUGUUCGCCGUCAGUACGGCGAUCGUAUUUACAUGCGUUUCAGAAAAUCCUGACCGAGUAAGAGGUGUUUUUGGGAAAAUGCUGAAGAUGGUCCUCAGCAAAUAG
Fusarium coffeatum is the source of this 1155-nucleotide messenger RNA. RefSeq lists its product as uncharacterized. The transcript has 3 exons. The record is from RefSeq and is a predicted model, not a curated record. Bases 1 to 1155 code for a protein of 384 amino acids. NCBI's taxonomy places the organism in Eukaryota, Fungi, Ascomycota, Sordariomycetes, Hypocreales, Nectriaceae.